AUGAUUAAGGGGCUUACGGUAGUGGUGGAAAAGCUUUCAGUUAAGGACAAAACUUCUGAUGACAAUUCUAUGGUCAAUGAAGGAAAAAUAGGGGACGAUGAGGGCGUGAUAGGGCAAUCUGGGUUCUCCUCCACAUCGAGAAAAUUGGAUAUUUCAGUAUUUGCUGGAGAAAAGGCUUAUGGGUGGAUUAAUAGGCUAGAAAGGUAUUUAAAAUUAAAAGAAGUCAGUGAUGAGAAAAAAAUGAGGGUUGUUAUGAUUGCUUUAGAAGGAAAAGCAUUGAAUUGGUUCCAAUGGUGGGAAACAUGCAACCCUAAUCCAAAGUGGGAUGCAUUCAAGGUAGCUGUGAUGCGUAGAUUCCAACCGAUUUUGUUAAAAAACCCUUUUGAAAUUCUGAUUGGGUUAAGACAAACAGGAUGUGUGGAGGAUUACAUUGAGAAAUUCGAACAGUAUGCCAGUUUCAUGAAGGGAAUUAACCAAGAUUACUUGGUCGGUAUUUUCUUGAAUGGAUUAAAGGAAGAGGUCAAGGCAGAGGUAAAACUGUAUGAACCUGCAAAUCUGGCUGAGUUAAUGAUGAAGGCCCAAAUGGUGGAAGAAAAGAUAAGGGUGACAACAAAACCAAUACCACCAGUGGUUAACAAAACCAACAACACUUACAAACCUUUUUCGGUAACCAAAAGUUAUUCCAAUGAAGGAGGAAAUUUAGUAGUUCUGGAUGGCUCCAAUAAAGGAAGAGGGGAGGGUAGUGAAGUUGCGAGUACAAGUAGCAGUACCUCGGGAAUGCAGCGGCCAAGAGGGACUCCUUUUCGAAAAUUAACACAAGAAGAGUUGCAAGAUAAAAUCAAAAGAGGGUUAUGUUUUCGUUGCGAUGAAAAACUCGGCCCUAACCAUAUGUACAAAAAUAAACAACUACACAUGUUGCUUAUGUCGGAAGAGGAAUUAUCAGGAUUGGACGACUUGCCAGACAAGAAUUCCAAUCAGGAACAAGAAUUGGAGGAAGAAGGACAAACCUUGCAAUUAUCAAUAUGUACCAUGGCUGGCCUUACUACUAAGAAACUACAACAGGAGCAAACUCGGCCUUACGUGGUCGAGGUGGGAGAUGGGCACAAGGUACAAUGCCAAAGGAAGUGUAAAGGGUUCAUUUUGGAUUUACAGGGCCUGAAAAUUCAACAAGAUUUUUUUGUUUUUGUAGUAGGUGGUGCUGAUAUGGUUUUAGGGUUGGAAUGGUUAGCAUCUCUUGGCGAGGUGAGAGCCGAUUUUAGGAAUUUGAGGUUGACAAUUCGUAAGGGUGAGACGGAGAAAAUUUUGGACCAAGAGGCAUCAGGCAUCAAGGUUCCUACAGAAAUAAUGGAAAUAUUAAAAGGGAAUGAAGAAGUUUUCCAUGAUCUAGUUGGCCUACCUCCUAGCCGCACCUAUGAUCAUGCCAUCCAUAUUCAAGAAGGUGGUUAUAUUCCUAACCUCAAGCCCUACAAGUACUUGCACCACCAAAAGAAUGAGAUCGAGAGACUGAUGCAAGAGAUGGUGCAAGCUUGGAUCAUCAGGUCCAGUAUCAGUCCUUAUUCAAGCCCAAUCAUAUUGGUAAAAAAGAAAGUGGAGGGUGGAGGUAACAUUGAGAAGAUGGCCUUUCGCACUCAUGACGACCAUUACAAGUUUCUAGUCAUGCCCUUUGGGCUAACUAAUGCUCCAGCCACCUUUCAGUCUUUGAUGAACCAUAUCCUUAAACCAUUUUUAAGGAAGUUUAUGCUCGUCUUCUUUAAUGACAUUUUAAUAUACAACCCUACUAUGGACAAGCAUGUGGAACAUUUACAGGAAGUCCUACAAGUAUUGCAGCAACAUAAAUUGAAACUCAACCAAAAGAAGUGCAGUUUUGGACAGUUGAGUUUGGAAUAUCUAGGCCAUAUAAUUUCCAAGGAAGGUGUGGCUGCAUAUCCAAAGAAGGUUGAAGCUAUAUGGAAUUGGCCUGUUCCUAAGGAUGCUAAGGCUUUUAGAGGAUUUUUGGGGCUAACCGGCUAUUAUAGAAGAUUUGUGCAAGGGUAUGGUAAGAUUGCCAAACCUCUUACGCAAUUAUUGACUAAGGAGGGAUUUCUAUGGUUUGUAACAACUCAACAGGCGUUUAACAAUCUUAAAGGUGCGGUUUCCCAAUUGCCCGUAUUGGCAGUACCAAAUUUUACUAAAUCCUUCACCUUGGAGACAGAUGCCUCUAGCAAAGAAACAUUAGCACUUGCUGGACUUUUACAGCCAUUACCAAUUCCCACCCAAGUUUGGUCUGACAUCUCUAUGGACUUUAUUGGAAGGUUACCCAAAGUACAGCGAAAAGACACUAUUCUGGUGGUGGUGGACAGAUUCACCAAAUAUGCUCAUUUCUUUGCCCUGGCUCACCCUUUCACAACAAUUGAGGUAGCUCAAUUAUUCAUUAACGAAGUUGUCAAACUACAUGGAUUUCCUUCCACCAUAGUUUCUGAUCGGGACAAAUUAUUCUUAAGUUCUCAAUCACGGAAGUGGCGACAAUGA
This is a messenger RNA of Vigna unguiculata (cowpea), 2508 nucleotides long. RefSeq lists its product as uncharacterized. NCBI's taxonomy places the organism in Eukaryota, Viridiplantae, Streptophyta, Magnoliopsida, Fabales, Fabaceae. The record is from RefSeq and is a predicted model, not a curated record.